GGCACCGACGGCCGUCGCGACGCUCCGCGACGCGUGUGUGUCCGUUCGUUCGAACAUUCGUCGUUCGCGUCGAGGUAAAGAAAGAGAGACGAAAUUCACGCACGGAAAGAUACGAGACCGGCGGGGGAGAAAGCUACGGUUCUCCGCGGAAAGAAAGAGAAAGGGAGAGGCAGUGAGCGAGAGAGCGAGAGAGAGAAAGAGACGAGAGCGUUGCGCGACAGGCCGUCACCAACGGGAUUCGCGUUCUCGGUCGAUCGCCGCAUCCGUUUCUCGCGUUGUGACGAGAGUGUCCUCGGGAUUAUCGGUGCGUCUUGACUCGGCUGGUGCGUUAGUUGCGAGUAAUCAAGUGACUGGAUCAAGAGGGAGGGAGGGAGACAGUGUGCCGCGUGUGCCGCGUGGUGAUCGACGGUAUUCGCUGGAGCAUGCGGCAGUAAAGUAAGGACGACCCGUCGACCCCAGCGCAUGUUUAUCGCCGAACGAUGGCUGGACCACGCGUUUGCCGGUUCUUCGUCAUUCUGGGAUACCUGUCGCUCGUCCUGGUGCUCGCCCAGAACCCCGUGGAGGAUAAGACCACCUUCGAGGCUGCUUUCCAAGGAAGAUGCGGGCACGGGUCGCCGUGCGAGCAGCUCUGCUAUGAGCUCCACGAUGGCAUGUACGAGUGCGACUGCAGAGACGGCUAUAUACUUCAUAAAAAUGGAUACAGUUGCGCAGAGCUCAACUCGACGUCCCCGUCGACCAGCGAGCUCGGCGAGCUCGUCGACGAAAUCGAGAGCGGCGAGGUGAACGCCGCGGACGACGAAGACGCGGUCGAGGACAUCCUUUACAUGCGCGGUGCAACCUUCACGAUACAUCUGGACACUUCGGCCGAAAAUUCCAGUAGGAACGCGACGAAGAUAAACGAGGAAAACGGCGCGGCGGAUCGGGUCGAGCUGCGCGCCACGUCUCAGGGUCCAAAUCUGGAGCAAAAACUGCCAUCCACGAUGGAGAGCAUCGUGAGUACCGAGCCAGCGUGUUCUUUGGAUUGCGGACCGGCUGGAAAUUGUUAUAUCGAGCAAUCUCGCGGAGAUGAAGUUGAUGUGGUGAUCGAGGAAGACGACGAGGGAGCCAUGGAUCUCGAGGGCAAUAGCGUGAAUCUCAGGCGAAGGCAAGGAACGUUCAGGCAGAGAUGCCAGUGCCCACUUGGAAGGGGUGGAGAUCGUUGUCAGCUCGAGGCUGAAGUGAGAUCGCCACGUUUCACUGGGUCCGGCUGGCUGGCUUUUCCUGCCUUAAGGGCUGCUUACAAACACGUCCAAUUAGAGCUGGAAUUUCGGCCCGAAGCGUGGGACGGCGUGCUGCUGUUAGCGGGAGAACGGGAUGAUCUUCAGGGCGAUUUCAUGGCCUUGAUACUGCAUCACGGUUUCAUCGAAUUUAGGUUCGAUUGCGGCAGCGGUGUGGGCACGGUGAGGAGCACGGAGACGGUGAGGCUGAAUGAGUGGAACACCCUGAGUGUCUACAGACAUCGAUGGGACGCCUGGAUCCAGCUGAAUCAGGAGAAGAGGGUGGAGGGACGCUCGAAGGGCUUGUUCUCGAGGAUUACGUUCCGUGAGCCGCUCUUCGUCGGCGGGCCCGGAAACACGACCGGUUUGGAGCGACUUCCGGUGAGGACCGGAUUUAAGGGCUGCAUCCGGCAUUUGGAGGCGAACGAGCACCACUAUCGCUUCCCGUUGGCCCCGCAGGGCGACGCCGCGAACGGAUUCGACGUCGAGGAGUGCACGGCCGACAGGUGCAGCAAGGUGCCGUGUUCCCACGGUGGGAAAUGCCUGACUACCGGAGGCGACACCGCUGUCUGUCUCUGCCCACUCGGCUACACGGGCGAUCUCUGCGAGACCCGGGUGGACCUGCAGGUUCCAUCCUUCAACGGAUCUUCUUACCUACGUUAUCCGGGAUUGGCGGACACGUCGCUGUCGUGGCUGGAAUUGUCCGUCACGUUAAAACCGACCGCCCAGGACGGCGUAAUACUCUACAACGGCCAUCACAGCGACGCCACCGGUGACUUUAUUGCGCUCUAUCUCUCCUCGGGCCACGUGCAGUUCACCUUCGACCUCGGAACAGGACCUGCCACUUUGAGAAGCGAGAAUCCGGUUCGUCUCGGCGAAUGGGUCGAAGUUCGGGUCUCUAGGACAGGUCGUUUGGCGUCUCUGGAAGUCGAGGACGGCCCUGCCCAGGAAAUCUUGGCGCCCGGAGCGUUCACGCAAUUAUCCUUACCGCUGAACCUCUAUCUGGGCGGCGCGCCUUCGUCCGACAUGUACUCGCCGAAGAUGAAAACUACGGCCAGCUUCGUCGGCUGCAUUCAGACGAUCGUGCUGAAUAAUCGCGAGGUGGGCAUCCUGGCCGAGGCAUUGGGCGGAGUGAACGUGGGGAACUGCGGGCACGCAUGCGAGGCGAGACCCUGCGGCGACGCGGAGUGUCGGCCUCUCCGAGAGCGCUUCACCUGCCGAUGCCGUCCGGGCGUACCGCACCCUUGUCCCGCGCCAGAUGACUACACGCCUCUGGUCCCGCCGCCGGCCAAGACCAGUGCCCUGACAUCCGUGAGAUACGAGAGGGCCGUGCCGAGCUUCACCGGCAGCGAGAGCUACCUGCACUACAACGACGCCGACACGAUGAAGAGGAUAAUCAGCUACAGGGUAGACAUCAACAUGAGAUUCCGCGCCAGUAGCAGCAGCGGCCUGCUGCUCUGGAGCGGCCGGCAGUCGGAUCCUCAGGAACAAAGGGACGAGAACGAUGACUUCCUCGCCCUCGGCCUGGAUCACGGCUACCUUACCCUCGCGUACAAUUUAGGCUCCGGGGAAGCCGUGCUGCGAUACAAUAUCACACGACUCGACGACGAUCUGUGGCAUCGUAUCAGGGCGGUUAGAAACGAACAAUGGGCGUCUCUGGUGGUAGAUAGCGGUACCGGGGUCUCGGCAUCCUCUCCGGGACAACUGAGACAGUUGAACACCGAUACCGGCCUCUACGUUGGCGGCGCGCCGGACAUCGUGAGGACAACGGGCGGUAGAUACGCCAAGGGCAUCGUAGGUUGCAUCAGUGACCUCGUGCUGGACUCGGACUUCUCCGUCGCCCUAUCGUCGCCCGCCCAAGCAACCAACACGCAUUCGUGCAUCCCCUGAAAGAGAGAUACUCGUGCCGUCCGACGUCAGAUGGUGUCGGGCCCUGCCCGAAGCUAGGAAUAUGAAAAUUUAAGGAAAUCACACUCGUGAACACACACACACACAAACACACAC
Messenger RNA from Dinoponera quadriceps, 3260 nucleotides. Its product is annotated as pikachurin. Gene Ontology annotation, molecular function: calcium ion binding. The record is from RefSeq and is a predicted model, not a curated record. NCBI's taxonomy places the organism in Eukaryota, Metazoa, Arthropoda, Insecta, Hymenoptera, Formicidae. The transcript is spliced from 15 exons. The coding region runs from base 480 to 3146 and encodes 888 amino acids.